Messenger RNA from Pogona vitticeps (central bearded dragon), 969 nucleotides. Lineage: Eukaryota; Metazoa; Chordata; Lepidosauria; Squamata; Agamidae. The record is from RefSeq and is a predicted model, not a curated record.
AUGUGUGAAAAGAGCUCACGCAGAGCUCGGCCGGGGAGGGGGGGACGAGGAGGAGGAAGUACCUGCCGCCGCCAGGUGCAGCCGCCGUCGCCGCCAGGUACCGCCAAGGCGAGGCGUGCUUUUGCCCUUGAGCGCCGCGCGGACCUCUUGGAUGUGCCCAGAAAUUGCACGCCUGGCGGACUUUCUGAGCCGAGGGAGGGAGGGAAGAUACAUUUCAUAUUGCUCUUCAGCCGACAAGGGAAAUUAAGACUUCAGAAAUGGUUUAUUACAUUGCCUGAAAAAGAGAGGAAGAAGAUCACCCGAGAAAUUGUGCAGAUUAUUUUGGCUCGGAAUCAAAAAAUGAGCAGUUUUGUUGACUGGAAAGACCUCAAGCUUGUUUACAAAAGGUACGCUAGUUUAUACUUCUGCUGUGCAAUAGAAGACCAGGAUAAUGAACUCUUGGCCCUUGAGGUUGUCCAUCGUUAUGUUGAGCUAUUGGACCGGUAUUUUGGUAAUGUAUGUGAGCUGGAUAUCAUCUUCAAUUUUGAAAAGGCCUACUUUAUUCUUGAUGAAUUUCUAAUGGGAGGGGAAAUUCAAGAAACAUCCAAAAAAAGUGCAGUGAAAGCAAUAGAAGAUGCUGACAUGUUACAAGAGACAAUGGAAGAAUAUAUGAGCAAGCCUGCCUUUUAGUUAGAAGGCUCAAAAGAUGCUGCAUCCCAGAUUAGAUACAAAAUUGGCCGUUUUAUUGGUACUGGAUGUUAUUGAAAAAAAUGGACCCCCUCCUCUACCUAGAAGCUCCAAAAGGGAUUAUAUCUAUGCAGUGCUCAAGAUGAAGGCCAGCCACAGCACCAUAUGUUUAACCAAAUAUAUGUGUGCUACACUUUAUAUAAUUUUUAAUAGCUUAUAGUAACCUUUCUUGGCUGUCCAGAUUGAAUGCUUGUUUUUUUUUUGUACGACAACUCUUAGCAAUCACACUUUUUAAUUCUAAGG